Eutrema salsugineum is the source of this 738-nucleotide messenger RNA. RefSeq names its product CLAVATA3/ESR (CLE)-related protein 26. NCBI's taxonomy places the organism in Eukaryota, Viridiplantae, Streptophyta, Magnoliopsida, Brassicales, Brassicaceae. The transcript has 2 exons. The record is from RefSeq and is a predicted model, not a curated record. Bases 190 to 504 code for a protein of 104 amino acids.
AUAAGGCUCUCUCUCCAUCUCUCUCCUUUCUCUUGCUUUUGUUCUCACUCUUCUUUGUUCUCAUAGUUUCAAAUUCAAGAAAUCCGAAUAAAUACCCUAUACUACUUUGAUCGAUGUUAAUUUCUGUCUUUAUUUCAACCAACCAACGAAGAUAGUAUAAAGCAAAAACCCCUUACAAGACUAGAAAACAUGCGAAAUCUCCGUUCUCUUCGUCUCCAAAUGUUGUUUCGUACACUAUUUACGAUCGGUUUAGUCACUCUUCUCAUGAUCGAUGCGUUUGUAUUACAAAACAACAACGUGGAAGACAAAACAAAAGAGAUUACUACAGCCGCGACGAUGAACAAUUCCAUUAUACACACCAAGGAAACACAACAAGAGCUUGAAGAUGGAUCAAGACACGGCGAUCUUAGCUACGUAGCCGGCAAAAGAAAAGUGCCUCGUGGACCGGAUCCUAUACACAACAGGAGAGCAGGAAACUCAAGACGACCACCGGGAAGAGCAUAAUUACGGUGAAAGCUUGCGGAAGAAGCAGAGAGAGAGAGGGAGAGAAUCAGUAUUUGUUGGCAAAUAGGUCAUGUAAUGCUGCUAGAUUCUCUUUUCAUUUCAUUUGGGAUCGAAUCUUAUAAUAUGCUCAAAAUAUAUGUGACCCUACACUUCUAUUUUUUUUUUUUUAAAUGUUUUGUUUUUUCCCUAGCGAAAUCUUGAGCUAUAGGUAAAAGAAAACGAAUACACUCUUAC